CCUGGGAAGCCGCGCAGCUUCGCGGGCCCGGCUCUUCCAAUCGGAGUGCGUCGUUCUCCGAGUUGAAGACGGCCUCACCUGAUAUAAAACAAAUGCUUAAAAAUGAAACAGAGUUGGAUAUUACUGCUGAUCUCAGAAAGAAACUCCAUCGGGCAAAGAAAGAAAAAUUAGAAAUAACAACUAAGCACAAUGCCGAGUUGGCCAGUUAUGAGAGCCAGAUUGCGAAGUUGCGCUCUGAGGUUGAAAGAGGAGAGGCAUUGCGGCAGAGUCUGGAGUAUGACCUGGCGGUCGCCAGGAAGGAAGCUGGUUUUGGAAGACGGGCUGCAGAGGAGAGAUUAGCUGAGGCACACAGGAUCCAGGAAAAACUGUGUGCUCAGAAUUCAGAACUUCAAGGAAAAGUAAGUGAGACUGAGAAACUACUGCAGAUUUCCCAGCAAAAAUGGAAAGAAGAAUGCAGGAGAUUUGAGUGUGAUUUGGAAGAAAGAGAUAAUAUCAUUCAGAAUUGCAAUCAGGAAUAUGAUUUACUUAUGAGAGAAAAAAUCAAACUAGAAAAAUUGUUACAGGAACAAGAUAGUACUGUACAAUGUAUGCAUAAAAAAGUAGAAAAAUUAGAAGCAGAACACAUGAACUGCUCUGACCUUUUACGGAGACAAACAAGUGAACUUGAAUUAAGCACUCAAAGAGAGGAAUGUCUGCGAAAAGAAUUUGAGGUAACUACUCUAAGAGUGAGGAAACUAGAAGAAAAUAUUGAAGCAGAAAGAGCAGCGCAUUUGGAAUCAAAAUUUAAUUCUGAAAUUAUUCAGUUACGAAUUCGAGACCUCGAAGGAGCGUUGCAGGUAGAAAAGGCCAGUCAAGCGGAAGCUGUUGCUGAUUUGGAAAUGAUCAAGAAUGAAUUCAAAGAAGUUGAAAACGCAUAUGAACGAGAAAAGCAUAAUGCACAAGAAAGCUUUACAAAACUAAAUUUAUUAGAAAGAGAGUUUCUCUCUAAAAACAAGAAAUUAAAUGAAGAGAUCGAGGAACAGAAGAAAGUAAUUAUAGACCUUUCAAAGAGACUCCAGUAUAAUGAAAAAAGUUUCAAUGAAUUACAGGAAGAACUUGUAAUGGCUAAGAAGCACCAAGCCUUUCUAGUGGAGACAUGUGAAAAUAACGUCAAAGAAUUGGAAUCGAUCUUGGACAGCUUUACUGCGUCGGGCCAGUGGACAUCAGGCAUCCACAAGGACAAAGAUAAACCUCCCAGCUUCUCAGUUGUCCUUGAGACUUUGAGGCGUACCUUGACAGAUUACCAGAACAAGCUGGAAGAUGCAUCUAAUGAGCUAAACAACAUGAAUGAUGCCAAGGAAAAAGCAUCCAAUGAACUUAAUUCUACCAAACAGAAGAUAGAAUCUCACACUAAAAAUAUAAAGGACCUUCAGGACAAACUGAAUGAUGCCUGUAAAGAGCUCAGUCACUCACGCACUAAAUGUGCUGACAGAGAGGCGCUAAUAAGCACUUUAAAACUGGAGCUGCAAAAUGUGCUACACUGUUGGGAGAAAGAAAAGGCACGAGCAGCUCAAGCUGAAAGUGAAGUGCAGAAGCUUUCCCAGGCUUUCCGUAAGGAUAGCGAGGAGAAGCUAACCUUCCUUCAUACCUUAUAUCAGCACUUGAUAGCAGGUUGUGUGCUCAUAAAACAACCAGAAGGCAUGCUGGAUAAAUUUUCUUGGUCUGAGCUUUGUGCAGUCUUGCAGGAGAAUGUUGAUGCCCUGAUCGCAGACCUCAACAGGGCUAAUGAGAAGAUAAAUCAUCUGGAGUAUAUCUGCAAAAAUAAGUCUGAUACCAUGAAAGAGCUUCAGCAGACCCAGGAGGAUACCUUCAACAAAGUAGCAGAGCAGAUGAAAGCCCAAGAGAGCUCCUGGCACAAACAGAAAAAGGAACUGGAGUUUCAGUACUCUGAACUUCUCCUGGAAGUACAGAAGAGGGCACAGAAAUUUCAAGAAAUUGCUGAAAAAAAUAUGGAAAAGUUAAAUCGUAUUGAGAAAUCACACGAACAGUUGGCUCUUGAAAAUUCACACUUCAAAAACGUAUUAUUACAGACUCAGAGGGAACAAACAUCCUUGCUAGCAGCCUGUGCAUUGAUGGCUGGUGCACUGUAUCCUCUCUAUAGCCGGUCAUGUGCUUUGUCAACACAGAGAGAUCUUCUCCAGGAGCAGGUCAACACCUUUGAGUUGUUCAAGUUGGAAGUAAGAGCUCUAGCCCAUGCUUUGUCGACUAUUGAGGAAAAAAAGCAAGAGGAAGCCAAGAUGCAGAAAAAGCCUUUUAAAGGAUUGAUACGUGUAUUCCGGAAAGGAGUUAUUGCAGUUUUGGCGGCAAACAGACUGAAACAUUUGGGCCAGUCAUGUGCCUCUCUUUUCACCUGGAUGGAGAAUUUUAAAGAAGGCAUAGGCAUGUUAGUAUGUACAGGAGAGCCCAAAGACAAGCAUAAAUUUCCAAAGCACCAAAAGGAACAAUUACGGAGUUUUCAAGCUCUCAGUUGGCUCACCAGUUCUGACCUUCUUACUGCAAUAAUCAGUUCUAUGGCUGAGCUACAGGAAGUCAUUAGUAAAACAGAUCCAAAUUCCAGAAUUAGUGGACAUUUACUCAUAGGUGCAGCAAAGAAUUCUUUUGCAAAACUCAUGGAUAAAAUUAGUUUGGCAAUGGAGAGCCUACCUCUGCAGAGUAGUAGAAGUAUUACAUAUGUAGAAAAGGAUUCCCUGGUUCAGCGGCUGGCCCGUGGACUUCAUAAAGUAAACACAGUGGCAUUGAAAUAUGGUCUCUCUGGGCAUGUACCCCUUUUGAAAAGUACAGCAUCUUUGCAGAAGCAAAUACUUGGAUUUACACAAAGACUACAUGCUGCAGAAGUGGAGCGUCGCUCAUUGCGCUUAGAGGUCACAGAAUUCAAAAGAAAUGUGAAUGAAAUGAAAAAGGAACUUGAAAAAGCCCAAGGGCUCCAAAUGCAGUUAAAUGAAUUUAAGCAUUCUAAAUUGAUCACCCAUGAGAAGUUUGAAAGUGCAUGUGAAGAGUUGAAUAAUGCAUUACUUCGGGAACAGCAAGCACAAUUGCUGUUGAAUGAACAAGCACAACAACUACAGGAAUUAAAUUACAGACUUGAAUUGCAUUCCAGUGAGGAGGCUGACAAAAACCAAACUCUUGGAGAAGCUGUAAAGAGUCUCUCCGAGGCAAAGAUGGAGCUGAGAAGAAAAGAUCAAUCUCUGCGUCAGCUCAAUAGACAUCUUACCCAGCUGGAGCAGGACAAGCGUCGACUAGAGGAGAACAUCCAUGAUGCAGAGAGUGCCCUCCGCAUGGCAGCCAAAGACAAAGAAUGUGUUGCUAGACAUAUGAGAACAGUAGAAAAUAUGCUUCAUAAGGUCAGAGAUCAGAUCUCGCUGUCACGGACUGCGGCAAGUAGGAAUGACUUCACCCUGCAGCUACCCAAACUCCACCUGGAAACCUUUGCAACGGAGGGGCUCAAGGGCGGGCCAGAGGUUGUAGCGUGCCAGGCUAUGAUUAAAAGCUUCAUGGAUGUCUACCAACUUGCAAGCAAUCGAAUCACUACAUUAGAGAAAGAAAUGACAUCGCAUCGAAAUCAUAUUGCUACCUUGAAAUCAGAACUUCACACGGCUUGUUUACGGGAAAAUGAAAGUUUACAAUCAAUGGGGUCACGAGACCAUUCAAAUCUCUCCAUGCCUUCAAGAGCUGCUCUUCCUGCUGGCACAAUAAAUGUGGGGGAUUUUUUGCCCUUGAAAGCUGAACUCGAUACCGCUUACACGUUCUUAAAGGAGUCAUUUAUACAGCCUGUGCCCCACACUUCAUCAGCAUCUUACUCCUCUCCAGCGACUAUGUCUUCUAAUGCCAAAAGACCAACUCAGAUUGGAUUAUGACUUUAUUAAAUAAAAGUAGAUGCAGGAAGAAUUACCAGUACAAUUAAAAUCGCUUUGAAGAUAGAUUGGAUUUUUCUUAUCAGUGGAAUUUUGUUUCAACACAGCUCGGCGGUGGGUUUUAAAAAAUUAUGUGCUGCUAUCUUGAUGUGUACAGGUAUCUCUGUCUCCUGGAAUAAUGAAAUAACCAACUUUUCCCCCCUCUAAGUUUUAUUUAUUAUCACAGUUGCUCAUUUUUAUGUAACAUAUUUUUAAAUGUUAAAGAAUGACACAUUUUGGGUAAUUUCCCUCUGACUUAAAAAAUCAAUAAGCCAUUUUAGUCUCUAUCUAUCAAAGUUGUUUCAUACUUGUCUAUUUUAAAGCAGAACUGCAAUACUUUAAUAGGAUUGAGAGAGCUAUUUGAAAUGUAUGCCAAUGAUUCCUGUCAUUUCAUGGCAGCCCUGCCAUGGUUCACUGAGCCCCCUCUUCUCUCUUGUCAGCUCAACUGAAGACAAGCAUUUAGUUGCAAACUUUAAGCAGGUUGUGCAAAACAGAAAUGAUGUGGCUGCUUCUCCUCCUGCACAAUAAUGUCACUCCUGGUCAAUGUGAGAAGGUCAGGUUGCUCCUUGUAAAGCUACAUGAUACCACUUGCCCAUUUGAACAAGUUAAGUUAACUGCUGAAUCUGGUCCCUGCAGGCACUGAAAACUCAUCCUGUUAUCAAGUCUGCAUUUGGUAAGAAAGUAGAACAAUCGUGCUGGAAGGAUUUCUGUGGUAUGUUUAGGCACUUUUUAAAGGAUAGUUCCUUCCCCAGUAUGGUAGGUAAUAUAUUUCGUAUAAGCUGAAAAACUUCAAGGUAAUGGCUGUUUUGACCUUCAAAAUAGACUCCUUUUUUUUGUUUUUGUUGUGGGCAGGACCCAAGAGUGACGCCCAUCUUUGAUGCUGACAGAAUUUAAAACAAGGCCAUUGCCCUGCAUUUUCUGCCUUGUAGCACACAAAAGUAAAAUUGUAUGUCAGGCCGAGAUGUCGGGGAGCUGACAAGAUGCCCCAGUGACAUUUCAGCUAGAAAGAGCAAGUGUCUUGCAACCAAGUGGUCAAAUAUCAAAUAAUAGGUCAAGCAGGAAGGAGCUGAGUUCUAACCACAAAGAGGUUUCUGGUAACUUACUUGACAAGCUUUUGGGCGCUUUGUGGCUUGACAAAGUGAUGUUCUGUUGGGUAUCGCUAGACAGACUGUUCUUUAUCGCCUUCAGAAGAUCAGACAUUGACAUUGAUUAAACUCUUUAACCCUUAAAGGUUAAAUCCUCACGGUUUGCAUUGUGGUAAGUGAAGAACAAAAGGACAUUCGUAAUAUGUAUUUGGUUUUGUAUUAAUCACUUAACUCCCAAGUGAUACUAACUUCUGAUGUGAACUGUAUUUUUUUGACAAGUUUUGAUGCAAAAAUCCAUAUUUUUAAAUUCUUUUUCAUUAAGGACUAUUUCAUUAUUGAUACAUUAGAAAAAUAACAGUAUGUUUUCCAGAGUGUCUAUUAUCUUAUUUUUACAGUUACAUUUGAUUAAAAAAUACCCAACUUCUGAAAAUUUUUUUAUUGGUCUUUGUAAAAUAAAUUUGCAUGCUGACAUUUUGUUAUUAGCCAAAUCAGCCAAGUGAUUUAUACCAUUUGAGGUAACAGAGUACUACUCUGUAGUUAAUGCAAUAUUCUAUCUUACUGAGCCACAAUAAUUAGCUUUACAUAAAUCAUUAGAAAGUUCUUUGUGUAGAGUAAAAUGAUAUCUCUAACCACAUUUCUCUUAAUUCCUUCUUUGAAAUUCUUUGUAUUAAUCAUUGAAUAUUAUAGAACAUGCCCUGUGAAAUAUCACAUAUGUGAAAUUCAACUUGCAAAUUCAUUGUAACAUAGAUAAUGCUAUUGAUUGUUUUUUAGAGAUCUUAUAAUAAUUUUUGUACAUUUCAAGACUCUUCUGCCAUUCCAUACAAUAAUUAAGAUAUUGUCAUAUAGAAAUUUGUAUACAUCUUUUAACUCAUGGAUAUUGCUGAACUUCCAAUUUUCACACUGUAGAAAAACAUUGUUGUUAUGUUUCACUUAUGUCUGUGCUCGUGCAUUUAUGUAUUUUUGUGCUGAAUGCUUUUUCAGGUUCCACUGAUUUAAGAGGAAUGAGCACCUUUGUAAACUUUGCCUUGGUUUAGGCAAAGACCUAUGGUAUUCCUGCCAUAAUUUUAUAUUCUAUUAAA
Molecule: messenger RNA, 6093 nt
Organism: Sorex araneus (European shrew)
Lineage: Eukaryota; Metazoa; Chordata; Mammalia; Eulipotyphla; Soricidae
Gene: CCDC171
Product: coiled-coil domain containing 171
Exons: 24
Coding region: 93-3893 (1266 amino acids)
Source: RefSeq, a predicted model, not a curated record